Molecule: messenger RNA, 3247 nt
Organism: Erigeron canadensis
Lineage: Eukaryota; Viridiplantae; Streptophyta; Magnoliopsida; Asterales; Asteraceae
Product: LRR receptor-like serine/threonine-protein kinase GSO1
Exons: 1
Coding region: 113-3055 (980 amino acids)
Molecular function (GO): protein binding
Source: RefSeq, a predicted model, not a curated record
UUCAUCUUUCACCAAGAUUUCAUCUCAUUUUUAGUAUCUUUCCUCUUUUUGUUUGUUUUCAUGAACAAAACGAUGAUCUUUUUCUUUUAGUCAUUCAAUCCAAGGUACUUUAAUGGAUAACAUGCCAAAUACAAUCUUUCUGUUUAUACUACUCAGUUCUUUCCUAAAUGCUUCACAUGGAGCUACUUCAAAUGAUUCCUUUUGGUUGCUCAAAAUUCAAUCACAAUUCAUCUAUUCGAUGGGAGUCUUUAGCAAUUGGUCUCCUAAAUCAAACAUGUGCACAUGGAAUGGCUUGCAAUGUUCAAAAGAUCAAACAAGUAUCAUUGGUUUAAAUCUUUCUAACUCGGGUCUGUCAGGAACAAUAUCUCCUGACUUCUCACGGCUGGUUUCACUUCAAAGACUCGAUCUUUCUAUGAAUUCACUCACGGGUGUUAUCCCUCCCGAGAUUGGGAAGCUUCAAGACCUUCAAGAACUCCUUUUGUUCUCAAAUUAUCUCUCAGGUAACAUUCCUUUAGAGUUCCGUCUCUUGAAGAAAUUACAAGUUCUUCGAGUAGGAGAUAAUUUGUUAACAGGAGAAAUUAUCAAUAGUAUUGGUGAGCUAACCGAGUUAAGAGUGUUAGCACUUGCUUUCUGCCAAUUUAAUGGAAGCAUUCCAUCUGAAAUUGGCAAAUUAAAGCAACUAAAAUCUUUCCACUUACAAAGCAACAAUCUUGGAGGAACUAUUCCACAAGAGAUCAGUGAAUGUCAACAACUACAAGAAUUUGCAGCAUCAAACAACCGGCUUGAAGGUGACAUUCCUGCUUCACUAGGGCAACUUCAGUUCCUUGAAAUCUUGAAUUUGGCGAAUAAUUCCCUCUCGGGCUCCAUUCCAUCCGAGUUAUCCGGGAUUUCCAGCCUGAUAUACUUAAAUCUGCUUGGGAAUCAGUUGACAGGUGAAAUCCCAUUGAAUUUAGCCCGACAUCCCAAACUCCAGAAUCUUGAUCUUUCAAGAAACAAUCUUUCCGGAAACAUAACCCUUCUCGAUUUCCAAUCAAACAAUAACCUUGAAGCUUUAGUUUUGUCGGGUAAUACUUUCACCGGCUUUCCCAAUAAACUUUGCUCUAGAAACUCAAGUUUGCGCUAUGUUUUCUUCUCAGGAAACAAUCUCUCUGGCAACUUUCCUUUGAGUUUGCUAAGCUGUCCUUCAAUUGAAAUAUUAGAAAUUUCUGGUAAUAACUUUGAGAACGAAAUACCAUCUAGGAUCGAUAAUCUGAAGAAUCUCACCGAUCUUUUGUUAAACAACAACAGUUUUUCAGGGCCGCUGCCUCCUGAAAUUGGGAACCUGAGUAACUUGGUGAGCCUUUAUUUGCAUGACAAUAUGAUUACAGGUGAAAUUCCCAAAGAAAUCGGAAAGCUGCAGAAGUUAAGUUUCCUGUAUAUGUACGAUACUCAGUUGUCGGGAAAGAUACCAGACGAUUUAAUGAACUGUUCCAGUUUAAGCGAUAUUGAUUUUUUCGGUAACCAUUUUACUGGCCCAAUUCCUGAAACUAUAGGGAAGCUCAAGAAUCUAGUUUUUCUUCAGCUGAGGCAAAAUGAUCUGUCAGGCCCUAUUCCAUUAAGUUUGGGAUACUGCAAAAAGCUUAAAACGCUAUCUUUAGGCGAUAAUGAGCUAACAGGAUCAAUCCCAGAAACAUUUGGAUAUCUCACCGAGCUUUCGCUUCUUAGCCUAUACAAUAACUCAUUCUCAGGCCCUCUUCCAGAGUCUUUAUUUCUCCUGAAAAAUCUCACAAUUAUUAAUGUUUCUCAUAACAAAUUCUAUGGUUCAAUUCAUCCUGUUUCGGGCUCAAAUUUGUUGUCUAUAUUGGAUCUAACAAAUAACAGCUUCUCUGGUCGUAUCCCUUCUGAAGUAGCCAUGUCCAAGAAUCUAAUGCGCAUACGGCUUGCUAAUAAUCAUCUAAAUGGCACCAUUCCUUCCCAAUUUGGCCAACUAAGUGAUCUCAACUUUCUUGAUCUUUCAUCUAAUUACUUCACAGGAGACCUACCAUUGGAACUCUCAAACUGCAAAAAGAUGAGCCAUUUUUUGGUCAGCAACAACCAGCUUUCUGGCAUUGUUCCGUCAUGGUUAGGAACGAUGAAUGAACUUGGGGAGCUCGAUCUUUCCCUCAACAAUUUCAAUGGAACAUUGCCAAAAGCACUCGGUAACUGUUCAAGAUUACUCAAGCUUUCUGUCAACCAAAACAGGCUUUCAGGUUUAAUCCCAGAAGAGAUUGGGAAUCUAAACGGUCUAAACGUAUUAAAACUUCAAAGAAACAAUCUCUCCGGGACAAUCCCUUCAACACUUGGUGGAUGUCAGAAACUGUUUGAGUUACGCCUGUCAGAAAACUCAUUAACAGGCCCAAUCCCACCCGAACUAGGAACUCUGACCGAACUACAAGUAAUUCUUGACUUAAGCAGGAACCAUCUCAUUGGUGAAAUCCCAGUUUCUCUCGCGAAUCUUGUAAAGUUAGAAAGAUUAAAUCUUUCAUUCAACGAACUUCAUGGGCGAAUACCAGAAUCACUGGGAAGACUAACAAGUCUCCAUAAACUCAAUCUCACAGGUAAUCACUUCCAAGGCGAAAUCCCAUCAACAUUUUCAAGAUUUCCAUCUACUUGUUUUACAUUCAACGACAAGUUAUGCGGUCCACCUUUACAAUCAUGUUCGGAACCAAACCAAGAAAACGGAAAACAUCUUUCAAACACGGCGGCUGCUGGGAUUGUGGUAGCGAUUGUGUUCAGUGCAACGGUGAUAUGUUUAUACAUGUUGUAUAUAAUGCUGAGGAUAUGGUGUAGAUGGAAACAAGCUUCGAUAUCAAAUGCAGAGAACGGUAAUGGUGGUGGUGGUGGGGAUGGAGUGGGGAAAGAUGAGAAAUGGGGUAGUUAUGGAGAUAGAGUGAUUAAGAGUGAUGAGUAUUGGGAUUUGAAUAAGAUGACACUGUUGCAAUGUGAGCAUUCUAAGAAGGAUGUUUCCAUGACGAGUUGUAUUUUUCAUCAUAGUAGCAGUAUGAGUAGAGAAAAUUCUAUGAGAGCUUUAGUUUAGGUUGUUUUUUGGUUUGGUUUGGUUAUGAUAUAAUAUUUGUAUGGGCAUUAUUUGAAUAUACAUGUGAAAUAUUGUGUAGAAGAGAGGAAGAGAUUCAUGGUGUGAUUCAGUAGGUUUUGUUAAAAGUGGUGGUGUAUCUUAUUUGAGCCUGUUGGAGAUGUCACAAAUUCAAUCAAACUUGUGUUUUUGUUA